Ylistrum balloti is the source of this 2676-nucleotide messenger RNA. Its product is annotated as coiled-coil domain-containing protein CG32809-like. NCBI's taxonomy places the organism in Eukaryota, Metazoa, Mollusca, Bivalvia, Pectinida, Pectinidae. The transcript is spliced from 16 exons. Gene Ontology annotation, cellular component: cytoplasm. The record is from RefSeq and is a predicted model, not a curated record. The coding region runs from base 1 to 2676 and encodes 891 amino acids.
AUGAAUGAAACAGAGAAAGUGAUUUGGCGACAUCACAACAACCAGGGUCGACGUACACGUGACCCAGCCCGGAGAGCUACAGUGGUGACCUAUAACCCUGGGAGUGUAUCGGGUGAAUAUGAAGAAUCUGACACCAUGUCUAACAUCGAGGGUCCUGUUAGUAACUUCUCCAGAGGAGGGUACAUGCGGUCAAGUCUUCCCAUCGUACGGUCACCCCCCAACACCUACGAACGACCCAUGGGAUUUGUGUUCCUUAUUUAUCGGGAAGAAACACGACGUGCUGUGUUACCAAAUGAAAUCACACACCUUGAUACUGUGCGGGCCAUGUUUGUACGCGCAUUUCCACAGAAGUUAAAUCUUGAAAUUCUGGAGUCGCCACGUAGGAAAAUAUACAUUUUAGAACCGAAGAGUUCCAUUUACUAUCAACUUGAAGAUUUACGGGACAUCCGAGACCGAGCAGUGUUAAAGAUACAUGAAUGUGACAGUUUUGAACCCCAGAAGAUCAAGGAACCAGCCCCAGAGACACGUGGCAAGCUUGUACAACCCCCAGCAGGACAGCGAGGCCAGGGAUUCCCUGGGGAGUCCCCAGCUACGGCCAUCACUGAUCAUGUACGGAAGGCCCAGACAAUGCCUGCAAGUAUGACUCACUCCUAUCCUUCUUAUGUUGAAAUGGAGUAUGAAAGGCCAAGGUCACAGACACCUGAUCCUGCUCGAAUGUCCCGGAGUCAGGGGUCAUCAUCUGGGACGUAUGGUCGUGUUAUGUAUCAAUCUCCUGAACGCCAGCUCUCACUUGAACGUCCCAAUCUAAGACCUAUCCCAGAAAAUCAUCAGAUGCAAAAUGGCUACAUUCCAAAUAAUAAGGUCUCUUAUGAUGACUCUGAUGGACGAGGCCAGCCUAUAUAUGGUCAUCUCACAAGCAGUCGAAGUCAACCUCCGCCUGGAGACCCCCUGCGGAGAGCCCUGUCUCCUACCCCCUCUAGUGCAGUUUCGCAGGAAUAUGAUCAUUUUCGAGCACCAGGAGGGCCUGCGCCCGGAGCGCCUCCUCAGACUUAUGUUGCCCAUGGGACACGAGCAAGUGGUGUGUCCACUCCGCAGAGGGCAACUGGACCAGGGACAGACCAACGACAUGCCAUGCAUAACAACAGGCAUUCUUUAGCAUUCACUCCAAUGGCAGAUAAAACGGUAUCGCCUACCAAACCUAUGGUCACUAAUGGAGUACCGAGAUCUCAGAGUUACAGAGUGGCCCCGGAUACUGAGAGAUCUGUACCGUUACCACAGCGACCUCGGAGCGUGACUCCUCAACCUGUACCUCCAGAUGUAGACUCAAAGUUUCGUAUGGACAAGAUGGAGGCCCAGAUAGCAAACUUGGCAGCCUGGGUACAAACUGCUGUAGUGUCCACCAACUCAAGUCGUGCUAGCAGUGUAAGGAGUGGAGCCAGUACCACUCCCUCCGACAUUGCUGGUUCACAGUUUGGGAGCACACCUGGAAAGGUGGAAGAGGAUGGUGAAUUAGAUACCAAAGGUCUAUCAGAUCUUUCUACUGCCUCACAAACGACCUUGACCCCAGGAAUUAAGGAGGGUAUCCUCAAUAUCAAAAAGCAGACAACAGAAUUGCGAUCUGAUUUGCGUAAUAUUCGGCGUCUCCACCAACUCAAUAAAGAAUGCAUACAGGAGUCGAUACAGGAGACUUUACAGAAAAUUACAAAAGUACUGUCUACUGUACCGGGUACAGAAAACCAGGUACUACGAAAACAACGCAGUGAAACAGACGUCCGUUUGAAAUCCUACAUCGGAGACAAAGCUAUGGCCUUCAGGGAACUUAGUGACCUUGAAGCAUGUGUGGAAGAGCUGCGGUUUGAUGUUCUGUCACGACACUGUCUCGUCAACAUGGCUGAUGUAGAGGGUAUGGCCCUCCUUCUCAGUCAGGUGGCUCGGUGCCUGGGAGAACUGAAAGGACUUUUCCCAUCCCUACAAGAGGAGGUGAAGCAUGUUCUGGCUGGUGAAAUGGAGGUCGUGGUUAAGGAGGAAAAAUUCCUCAAAGACGAGCCAGAAAGUUUGGAAGAGGGUUUAAAACGCUGCAAGAAGCUGACAAAUACUCUGUUUAACUUUAAAAGUGACUCAGUUGACUCUGUUGAUAGUGACUCAGUUGACUCUGUUGAUAGUGGCUCUGUUGGCUCUAUUGAUAGUGGAUCUGUUGAUAGGGGCUCUUUGGCUCUGUUGACUGUUGAUAGUGGCUCCAUUGGCUCACUUGAUAAAAACUCUAUUUCGUCUGUUGAUAGUGGCUCUGUUGGCUCUAUUGAUAGUGGCUCUGUUGGCUCUGUUGAUAGUGAUUCUGUUGACUUGACAGUUGCUCUGUUGGCUGUGUUGAUAGUGUCUGUUGACUCCAUUGAUAGUGGCUCUGUUGGCUGUGUUGAUAGUGGCUCUGUUGACUUGGCUCUGUUGACUGUUGAUAAUGCCUCUGUUGAUAGUGGCUCUGUUGACUCUAUUGAUAGUGCCUCUGUUGAUAUUGGCUCUGUUGAUAGUGGCUCUGUUGGAUGUGUUGAUGGUGGCCCUGUUGACUCUGUUGAUAGUGGCUCCAUUGGAUCUGUUGAUAGUGGCUCUGUUGACUCUGUUGAUAGUGGCUCUGUUGGAUCUGUUGAUAGUGGCUCUGUUGAUUGUGGCUCUGUUGACUGUUGA